Molecule: messenger RNA, 6285 nt
Organism: Musca domestica (house fly)
Lineage: Eukaryota; Metazoa; Arthropoda; Insecta; Diptera; Muscidae
Gene: ana3
Product: protein rotatin homolog
Exons: 2
Coding region: 116-6055 (1979 amino acids)
Biological process (GO): centriole-centriole cohesion; centriole replication; ciliary basal body organization
Cellular component (GO): centriole; ciliary basal body; centrosome
Source: RefSeq, a predicted model, not a curated record
GAAUAUUUCCUUUGAACUGUUCGUUUUGUACGAAGUUUUGUUUGAAUUUACCUUUUUUGAAAACAUAAACAAUAAACGAAGAAUUAUACAAAGUGCUUUUAAAGGACUAUCGAAAAUGUCCAUGAUACAAAUCAGUCGAAGUACAUUGCAAAAACUUACUCAUGAGUCUUUGGAAAUCCGAUUGCGGGCUCUGGAUCAAAUAUCUGGCAAACUGGAACGCGCGCUCGAGCUCAAUGAGAAAGUGGAUGUCAAGUUCGUGGAACUAUGUAAACAACUAAUACGAUGGUUUGGAUUCACACCCAUUAGGAGCCAGUUAAAAGUUUUAAAAUUGCUAAAAUCGUUGCUGCAGUCCGAAAGUUUAGGGGACAAAAUUAUCCAGAAAAUGGGAGCAGAUCGUUUAAGAAAGGAGUGUCGAAAAAUAAAAAUUUUGUUGGAAAAACAAAACGAAGAUUUGCAAGUUGUACAAGAAAUUAUUGAUUUCCUUAAAACCUGUGAAAACAAUAGACUAGAAAAUAAAGAAGGCGAAGAAAUGGAAGAUUUAAUGAGGGCUACCAAAAGACUAAGCUUACAAUAUGAGAAUAUAAAAAGCCGAGAGGAAGAAGAGGUUUAUAGUCUCGAUGAUUAUGAAGUUCCGUGGAGUAGUCCAACUAUAAGUGACUACAAUGCACUAAAACUAAUGGCUGAUAUUUUGAAAAAUCCGUCCUCUACAAAUUUGGAACUAAAACAUGCACUGCAGCAUUUACAGUUGACUAUGAAAGAUUACCCUGCUGAAUAUAUGUUGCAGACCCCACACAUAUUUCGUCAUUUACUGCAAGUAUUCACUAAACAACAAGGUACCGGCUUCUCUCCCGAAGUGGCCGCAACAACUUUAUAUGAAUUUCUCCAUGUACUUGAAUUACGUUUGAAAUUCAGGAAGAAAACAUUGAAUUUUCCUUACGCGACAAGUAAUAUCGAUGAUAGUGCUAUGAUAAAGCCAUCUCAAUUACGGGUUGAUAAAGCUUUAACUCAGAUUUUUGUAUCGUGCAUAGCUUAUUGGGAAGAGAAUAGUAAUGACUCAAUUAUGAUGUGGGAAAUUAUAUACAAAAUAUUGAGUUUACAUAUUCUCAUAAAGCAACAGAUUGCCGAAGAACCUUUACGAAUGCUUGCAGGAAUAUUAGAAAAACUUUGCUUGCAGUAUACUGUAACAGAGCAAUGUACCCGACCUCGUUUGCAACAGAUGCAAAUUCUAUUUCUUUUGCAGGAUGUGGCAUAUAUUAAUAAUCAAAUUAACCCCCUUAAAUCAGUUGAGUUAUACGAGCCAAUUUUAAGAGAUUAUUCCAUAAAAUGCUUAUAUCCUGAACGUUACAUGCGAUUACGUGAAAUAUUAUUGAAAAACAAAAAAUCAUUGAAUGAUAAAUACCAGCUUUUGGAUAAAUAUGAGACAUCCUUACGACAAGCCGUCAAUUUGAUAAUCGCCGAUUCAGCUUUGAACUUAUCUGCAGAGCAUAUAAUUAAAACCGGAUAUAGCAUUAUGUUAAUGUUGGAUAAAGUACAAUCUAAAAAAUUGUUGGACAUAAUAUUUAGGAACAUACUUGAUGCUAUACCCAAAUAUUUAAACAACGAAGAAUUAAAAUCGAAAGCGGUGCAGCUUCUUAUUAAACUUCUUAAUAUGUCUUUCCUGCCUUUAAAAAUCUAUCUUUAUGAGAAACUGACAAACGCCUUCAAGCGCCACAUUGGUUGUUUAAUGAACGGCGAAAGGUACAUUAAGGAAUGCGAAAACGGCUGCUUAUUAGCUGCAGGUAUUAUUGGCAUACCCAUGAAUACAAAUUUAUUGUUACAUUUACUAUACAAUGGCUUUGAAAGUGCUGAAGAAAAAAUACAAAGUUGUUGUUUUAAAAUAAUAGAACUGUUGCUGCAGUCCCAAUCAUUAUUUGGUUCUAAAUGGAGCACAUUCCUUCCCACUUUGCUUCCCAUUCAACCUCUACUCGGCUGUUGUACUUUUUCCAAAAAGAUACUCGAGUUGUUGCUAAAACUAUAUGAUCCCGACUCUAGACGUUUGCCUUAUGUUAGCGUCUUACAAGGAAAUAUUGUUUUUCUUUUUCACAACAGUAACGAAAGACGUUCGGAGGCCUUAACUAGACUCUUGUACAGUCUAAAUUCGUUGAGCGGUUGCGAUAAGUAUAUGCCCAAUCUUAUGCAUAUAAGCGAUACAUUGCCCAAUGACAUUUGUAUGCUAACCACACCCAGGGAAUACCGCCACGUAUUCAACGACAUUUCACCCUUGCGCCCAGAUGCUAUCUCAACUUUGAACAACUUGUUUAUGUUAUUGGACUCGCCAGAUGUUGAGCCCUUAAUUCGCAAAACCACGUUAAUGCAAAUCAAUGUUUUAUGUUCCAAUUGGCAUGUUACGGGCGAGCUUUGUAAUGCUGGGGCCUCCUUUUUAAUAUUGCAAGCUUUGGAGAAUGCCUUGCAGAAUGAAUCUUGUACAGAUUACCCCGAUACUGCUAUACCAUGUAUAAGUAUACUCAACAAAAUUUUGUUCUACGAUUCCUCCGUGCGAUGUGAAAUAGCUGAAACCCCAAAUAUUUAUGUACUACUUUUACGAGCCUUGUUUUUGUUUCAUCAUGAUAUUCAGGCAAGACAAGAUGCCACGAUGUGUCUUUUUCAAUUGUUGUUCUGUCACCAAUUAGUGGCGACAGAAAGAGGCGUAGAGGGACCAUUAAUUUUGGGUAAUAUUCACAUGCCCAUUGAUAUAACUUUACGUUCCGCACUCGCCACCGUUGAAGACAAUGAAGCGGAUUUACAAACAAUUGCAACAACAUUUCCCAAUGCACAGGAAGAAAAUCAGUAUUGGCGUUUUGUUGUAGCUGAUAUUUCCUGUCAAGGUUUGACUAAUGUUCAUUCGAAAUCUGUGGCCAAACAGGCGGAUUUAGACAUAAAUGAACAAUUGAAACUUAGCAAUGAAGAUGUUAAAUUAAUACGAGCUACUCAGCCCGGUGUAUCACUACAGAGAUUGAUUAGGGCAGCUAGCAAUGCAACAGAUCACAGAUCUUUAAUUCAGGUCUGUUCCAUGUUAAGUCAGCAAUUACUUCUUCCCAGACAUUCCCACACUUUUGACGUUGGCGUAGAAUCAAGUCAAACAUUGGGUAGCAUGCUAAACAAAUAUCUACAAUUACAGCCAAGUAAUGAAAGUGAUCUGGAACUUUAUCAUUAUUUGGUAGAUUUACUACUAAUUUGUCUAAAAGUUCCCGUAACACAAAUUGCUGCAGAAUUCAUAAAAGUUUUACAUAAAGAUGUAAGACAGGCAUUUGUAACGAUACUUACCCAGCAACAGGAAAUGGAGUUUGGAAUUUUUUGUAAAAUUUCCACGGUCUUGGAAUUUCUCAUCCGGCAUCAUGUGGAGGUUUUUGAAAACACCCUGUCUGCAGCCGAGAGCAGUACCAUUUUUAGUAAUCUCUUUGAUUUGCUUAUGGAACGCACACUGAAACUAUUUGAGGAGCGUGAUUUACAACGAGUUAGAUGUUUAUUAUCUCUGUUGUUGGCUCUUAGCUCAUGUCAUCUGGAUAUGCCUGACAAAUUACUAUUCUACUACUGUAGACGUUUUAUGCAACUAUCCCUAGCUCUCAAAUCGUUUACCCAAACAGGCUCACAAUGGCAUAGAGAUUGUUUGAAAUCCAUAUUAAACCUUUCCAUGCAAAUGACAGACUCAAAAUGCAACUUUCGUUUGGCGCCAGGAGUGGUAAAAUAUAUUGGUGGUAUGUGUGCUCAUAUUGAUGCACAGGUACGAAUAUUAGCUUGGAGCAUAUUAUACCUCGUAUCAGAAACAACUGCAAUUCCACAAGAGCCAAAUAAAGAAUCAAAAUCUACAGACUGUUCGGGAUCAGAGAUGUUACUGAAUGAACUAUCAUAUUUACCAGGCGGAUUUAUGGCUUGUUGCUUAAGUACCUUAUUGGAUGUGAAAGAAAUAACACACGUCAGACAAUUGGCGGGCCAAUUGUUUGGAAAUCUUAUACGCAAACGAAGCAACAUUGAAGAAUUAGAGCAAAUACUCGAGCAGUACCGUUUUAUGAAUUUAAUUGGAGGAGAUGCUCUUAACAAGGAGAUUUGUGUAUUAAGUAUGGAAGUUCCUGAUGGACUUGAACCUUCAAAUACCAAACAGAUUACAACUUGUGGUCUUGUUGCAUGCUACACACGGAUUUGCAUUGAAAUGUCUUUGCAUUCGGCAGCGUUUUUGAAUGAAAUUUGUACUCGCUCGUUUAUGUUUAAAUUGUAUGAAAUAUUGAAGCUACCCUUACCAUCAACAUUAGAAAGCUCCAACGAUUAUGUAACCAUGAUUGCGUUGAUUUGCCGCCUCUACUCCAUGUGUCAUGCUGAUAAUUAUAUUUUCCUUCAGCGCACAAUAUGCCGAGAUCCAGUUUGGCUUGAUAGCCUAUGCAAAAUAAUAUUCACCAUAGUUCCCUGCACUACGAAACCAUUCAAACUUGUCGAUAUGUUACAAUUGUUAAUGGUAUUACUUGAGGAUGCCAGCGCCCUGGAGCAUCUGACCACAAAAAUGUUGGAGUACAGUUCCAAUAUUGUACAACUUUUCAAGCAUGUCCUAUCCACAAGUCGCAUGAGCAGUAUAUUGCAACGCUGUAUAUUGUCGCUAUUAAGUAUUUUAUGCAUUAAGGCCCAGCCAGAAAUAGGAGGAGAUCUCUCUUGCAACGUUUUAUUGUUACUGAAUGGCUCAAACAUCGAAGAAGACCAAAAACAUGAUAAAGUUAUCGACCUUGAAUAUGAAAACAAAGAAAAUCGAAUAUCCAAUAAUUACAACGUAAAAACUAAAAUCAAAAAUAUUGAAAAUGAAACUCAAAAAGUCAAACGCCCAACAACAACCAUUUCGGAACAUUUGUGUAUAUAUUUGAUACGCCUAUUUACCCAUUUGUAUCCUUUAAAAGUAUGCAAGUUUAUUUCUGCGCCAACUGAAGAACAGCAACAAGUCGUGGAAUCUUUAUCGCUAUUGUUAAAAGUGUCUCCUAAUGCACAAGAAACGGCACAACAUCUCAAAUUGAAUGAACAAGUAAUAAACAUUUUUAAAACCUUUUUCGAAGAGUACUCCACAACACCUUGUACGACGUUUGUAAAACGCCACGGAGAACAUAAGAAAAUGGCUGUAAUCAAAAAUCUUCACCUGUUGUUAAACUUUCUGCUAAACUGGCAUUCUUCACCUACCAUGGUUAUAAGCGAUGAUAUCCUAGCAUUGGAAUAUAGUAAAAUUAUUAUACAGAUUUGGCCGUGGAUGGUACAUUCAACUGAACUAAAAUUAACCCUUUUGAAAGUUGCGGCAUUUUUUUGUGAACGCUCUUUGGUGAUGUGUAAAAAAUUUUCAUCUAUAAAUAAUACAUCUUUUGCACAUUCCGUUUUACAAUUGACCACAAAACUGGUUUUGGCCGACACUAUGAAAAUUAAAGCAUCUAAUACCGACAAUUUUCCCGUCAUUUCAUCUGGUCUAAGGAUAUUAAUGAAUUGCAGCAGUUCUGCUGAAGGUAGAAAUGUCUUAAUUAAAGCUCGUGUUACGGAUAUAUUUGAUAGUUUGUAUCCAUUCAAUAACAAAGCUGCACGUCUUAAACCGGAUAUUGUAAAUUCUUGGCUUUCUUUUUGGGAAAUAUUAUCCCGCUAUGAAGAAGGGGCUCAAACUCGUCAUUUAAAUGCUUUGUGUUCUGUUAUAAAUCGUUCCAAGGGAGAAUCUCGUCUAAUUUCUUUGAGGAUUUUAAGAAACAUGGGCUUUUUGAAUAGCAAUCGUAUCACCCUUUUGACUUCUUCAGAUUUUAUAUACACUGCCAAUGAAAUAAUUUUCCAGUCUGUGUCUCCAAAAUCAUCCGUGGAGGAACAGUUGGCAAUAUGUGUUGCCCUUUGGAAACUUAUAAGUGGAGGUGUAAAAUUUGUGGCUAUGAUUCGAGGUACAAAGUUAUCAAAACAACUACGACUCUUGAGGGAUUCUCUCAAAUGUCUUCUGCUGGAGAACAAUGAAAAAAUUGAAUACGGAAAAGAAUUGUUAAAAGUAUUGGAUAUAAUUUUUAAAAUGUUUGAAACCUAAAACAAGAAGAGCGUUUUGAAUUGAAUAAUUUUUUAAAACACACAUAAUUUAUUAUUGUUACAGAUUUUUAUAAAAAUGUUUUAAUAAAGAACUAAAUUUUAAUAUUUGUUUCUAAACUUCGAUAUACUCACCUUUUCGAGAGUACACAAUUUUCAAGUUAACCAAAUUGAACGUUGACAUAACUUAUCUUGUGUAUGUUGAAAAGUGGAAUAAAAUCAAAUUUGAAGAUA